AUGACCCAACUCAAAGGGUGGUCUAUGACUGGUGACCCAGAAACCUUUCAUCAGAGAGCAGCUGCUUUUCAGCAUGGCAGAAACUUGGCAAAGGAAUGGAGAAAUGGAUUCAUUGAGGCUGCAAAUUGGAGGGUUUCAGACUUGAAUAGUGAAUCUCAGUCUUUUGCAUCAUCUGGCGAAGGCCCAGUUUUUAUUUUAACAGCGGGACCAGUCUUGGUCGAGUCUGAUACAUCAGCCAACGAAACCGAGGCUGAGUAUGAGAAUGCCCUACAGUGGAGCUUCACAGAUCAUGUUGGAGAGGUGGAUGAGGAAGAGGAAGAUACCAUUGGAGCAAGUAAAGUUGGCUUUAAAAGGCAGAGGGUUGGCGACAAGGCAGAUGAGCAAGGAUAA
This is a messenger RNA of Histoplasma mississippiense, 390 nucleotides long. RefSeq lists its product with no specific name. The transcript has a single exon. Lineage: Eukaryota; Fungi; Ascomycota; Eurotiomycetes; Onygenales; Ajellomycetaceae. The coding region runs from base 1 to 390 and encodes 129 amino acids. The record is from RefSeq and is a predicted model, not a curated record.